Molecule: messenger RNA, 1610 nt
Organism: Nylanderia fulva
Lineage: Eukaryota; Metazoa; Arthropoda; Insecta; Hymenoptera; Formicidae
Gene: Nap1
Product: Nucleosome assembly protein 1
Biological process (GO): nucleosome assembly
Cellular component (GO): nucleus
Source: RefSeq, a predicted model, not a curated record
GUUUAUCCACGACCAACGGUCGAGAGAGGCAGCGACCGGUUCGUGCGUGAUGUCCGUUGUUCGCAGACGUUCAUCUUCAUUCCUCGCUUCUGUCUCAGAUUUGGUCUCUACUCCUGCGGAUCAGCUCCGUGAUACGAAGUAACAUGACAACCGAUCCAGAACACACCGUCAAUACUAGUGCUACGGAAUCCGUCGAAGACGAAGAUGAUAACACCCAACGCAAAAUUUUACGUAACACUGAAGUAUUAGAUGCUCUUCGAGAUUGUAUUACUACACCACUAGAGCAAAUGCAGUCUCUUCCUGCUCCUGUCAAACGCAGGGUUAAAGCACUGAAACAACUGCAGCUUGUUACUACUAAUAUUGAGGCUAAGUUUUACGAGGAAGUCCAUGCUUUGGAAUGUGAGUACUACAAAAUGUGUGCACCGUUAUAUCAAAAGCGGAGUGAGAUAAUAUCUGGUACAUAUGAGCCAACGGACGAGCAGUGCGUUUGGGAGAGUGAUGAAGAUGAUGAAACGCUAAGUAAUUUUAUGAAAGAUAAGGCGAAAAUCGAGGAUACUACAGAGAAUAAAGAAACGGAAAACGAGGAUGAUGCUAAAGGCAUCCCAGAUUUCUGGCUAACAAUAUUUAAGAAUGUAGGUACAUUAGCCGAUAUGGUUCAGGAACAUGAUGAACCAAUCCUGAAACAUCUAAAUGAUAUUAAAGUCAAAUUUCUGGAAUCGAAUCCAAUGGGAUUUGUUCUCGAGUUCUAUUUUACAUCGAACGAAUAUUUCUCAAAUUCAGUUCUCACUAAAGAAUACAUCAUGAAAUGUACUCCGGAAAAAAAUGAUCCAUUUAGUUUUGAAGGGCCCGAGAUAUAUAAAUGCAAAGGCUGCGUGAUUGAUUGGAAGAAGGGCAAGAACGUUACAAUAAAAACUAUUAAGAAAAAUCAGAAACAUAAAUCUCGAGGAUCUAUGCGUACCGUAACCAAAACAGUUCAAAAUGAUUCCUUUUUCAACUUCUUUAGUCCGCCAAUCGUGCCAGAUGAUCCUGAAGCCGAUGUAGAUGAUGAAACUCAAGCUAUAUUGACCAGUGAUUUUGAAUUAGGGCACUAUAUUAGGGAACGUAUAGUACCUAGAGCUGUACUGUACUAUACAGGCGAAGGUUUAGAGGACGAAGACGAAGAUUACGAGGAUGAAGAGGAUGGAGAUGAUGACGAGGACGUCGACGAGGAGGAUGAGGAAGAGGAGGGUUCAUCUCCUAAUGCGCCUUCAGAUCAAGCCUAGAACUCUUCAACAUACCAGUGAUACAAAAAAAGAAAGAUAAAAUUUACGUACUACACCUUCCUUUUACUCGCCGUUGACGAUGAGUAGAAUACAUGCGCCUUAUACCUGUGCUAUAAGAUCUAAUGUCAUAUAUGUAUACGGUAAUUACUCUCGCUCUCGAACACUAAUUAUUGUCAAUUUUUAAUUGCUUUAUUUUAUACGACUUGUUACGUUUAUAUGCGCCGACAGAGAGAGGUUGUUUGAAUUCUUUUCCGAAGAAACGCACGUUGCUCUAUGGAAAAAAUUUUUGGGUACUGUUGAAGCAUUUUUAAUACAAAAAGUGGAGAAAAAAAAUAUCGUUGUUCGAGU